Molecule: messenger RNA, 2334 nt
Organism: Penicillium nucicola
Lineage: Eukaryota; Fungi; Ascomycota; Eurotiomycetes; Eurotiales; Aspergillaceae
Exons: 5
Coding region: 1-2334 (777 amino acids)
Source: RefSeq, a predicted model, not a curated record
AUGGGCGUAUCAACAGAUAAAGUUAAUAUGUCCAAGGACACUCAAAGCGAGGCCAGCUCCAGUGAGCGACCGCCGUCAUAUUCUGAUGACCCAGUAGCGCAACUAUCGGCGGAGUUGAAGUUAAACCUCAAAGUAUCCUCUGACAUCAAGUCUAUCAGCCGGGAUGAAUGCAUCGCACAUCUCAAGUUCUUGGCUGUACUGGCAGACCUACGCGAGAACGUCUCAGGUGAUGACGGGCUCUUUGGUAUCAAAGACAUCGAUGCCGACAGAUUCCCCGAAGCGAUGAAUGAAGCGAGGGCUCGAAUCCGCGAGAAGCGCUGGGCUGUGUACACAGCUCGUGCAGUUGAUCGAUAUACUACAUGGUGGGCGACUGGUCUUCCGCGAUCAAGACAGAAUGCAUGCUUGAGUGAUGUGGAACGUUCGGACUAUGAGGACAUCAUCAAUCCAGCAACUCUAGUGGCAUGGAGCCCCGACAAUCUGCCUCCGAUCGAUAUCUUGAUGGUCUGGCAUGCUCAUUGCUUGAAUCCCCGCAACUAUCUCGAGGAUUGUAUCCGAUAUGGCAAAAUGAGCACUUGGAAGACAGGCUUCCCCUGGGAGAUAAUUGACAGUUGCAUUGACAACCGCAAGCUGGAAUUCAACGUCUCGGACGAGGCCCAGAAGAUCUUCGAGCAGAAGUUGAACAUCAAAUGGAACAAUCUGCACGACCCGCCGACCAAGACAAUUCAAUGCCCUAGCUGUAUAAAGAUGGUUACUGUCCAGUGGACAGAAGCUCUUUUCGGAAAUACCGUCGAGAACGCUUUUAGAUUCGGCGAUGGGUACGCAGACAACUCAUUCCAAACAUCAUGCUCUCACUGCCGUCACACAAUCGACCACGGCCGACUCAAGGUCGCCAAAUUCCGAAAGGACCUCGAAGCUACAAUGCACGCCGACAUCCCCAUGCCCGGCUCAUUCACUAACCUCCACGGAAUCCCCGAAGGCCCAAACGACAAGGUCAGCGGCCACCCAAGCCUCAACCACAUUCUUUUCCCCACGCGCCUCCUACAAGCCGUCGGACCAGAGCUACUCAACUUCACCGAUCCCCGAGUCGACUGGUGCAAAGACAUUCACGACCUUCGCAAAGAACUAGAGCCCAAACUCCGCGAUCGAAAGGCCCUAAUGGAAGCCCACGGCAACAUAUACGUCAAGCGCCUACGCCCAGAUGAACGAAUCCAUUUCCGUCGCCUCAUGUCCAGAUACUGGGACAACCUAGGCCCAUUCGCCUUGGACCUAGUCGGCGCCGUAAUCCGGCAAGGAACAUUCAUCUCCAAAAUGGACCAAAUCGACUGGCUACACUCGCCAACCGUCCACGACACAAUGACCCGUCUGAUCAAAAAAUACGAAGUCUUCUUCCAAAUAAUGAUGGACCACCCCAGAAACAUGGCCGUCCCAACCCUCGACGUCGACCUAGCCUGGCACACACACCAACUCUCCCCAAGCCGCUACUACGCCUACAGCACGAAAUCCCCCACAAAAGCAGGCAUCCGCGUUUUCAUCGACCACGACGACAAAGUCGACGAGGAUAAACUCUCCGACGGCUUCGCCUGGACCAGCAAGACCUACCGCCGCGUCACGAACGGCGCCAUCUACUCCGAGUGUACAUGCUGGUACUGCGAAGCGACCCGAACGCCCGAUCUCUACGACAGACUCAUAACCGUUGGAUCGGCAUCGCGUGCACGCGACGCCGCAGACUCGCUGCACGACCGACCCGACAUAUCCUCAGACCCAAACAAGAACCCGCACAUCUCGGCGCAUAAUGCCGUGCGGCCUGAUUCGCUGUACGCCCCUGACCACCGCGGCUCGGUGAACUAUUUGCAGCUCAGGUCGAAUUAUCAGAAGGCUGCGAGGCGCGCUGAGAAGAGGGGGAGGUUGAGGUCUGGCUCGAAGUCUUCUGUUUUUUCUUCCGCUGAGAAGAAGAAGGAGAAGGGCAGCGAGCGGGAGAGGAACGCUGCCACUGAUCCUUAUUAUAUGCCCUAUGCUUAUGGGUUCCCGAUUUUCGUGCCCAUUUAUGCGCCUUACAUGGCGGAUCCGUGUAUCAAUUCUGAUGUUUAUGCCAAUAAUCCUGGCUGUAUGAGUACUGCUUCUGGGGCUGUUGGGAAUUGUUGUUCGGGCACUUGUGGUGGUUCUGUAGCUGCAGGUGCCUGCGGUGGACUUGGUAGUGGAGGUGGAUGUGGCGGAGCAGGUGGAUGCGGCAGCGGUGGAGGCGGAUGUGCCGGCGGAGGCGGUUGCGGAGGUGGUGGUGGUGGAUGCGGUGGAGGUGGAGGUGGUGGAGGCUGUGGUGGUGGUGGUGGAUGUUGA